Messenger RNA from Magnolia sinica, 1230 nucleotides. RefSeq lists its product as uncharacterized. Bases 116 to 1228 code for a protein of 370 amino acids. The record is from RefSeq and is a predicted model, not a curated record. The transcript has a single exon. Lineage: Eukaryota; Viridiplantae; Streptophyta; Magnoliopsida; Magnoliales; Magnoliaceae.
CAUGGCCCUUGUUUCAGCUUGAUGUUAAGAAUGCAUUUCUCCAUGGGGAUCUUACAGAGGAAGUUUACAUGCAUCAACCUCCUGGCUUUGUUGCUUCUCACAACCCUGCACUUGUAUGUCGGUUGAAGAAGGCUCUUUAUGGACUCAAUCUCCACGUGCAUGGUUCGAAAAAUUUAUUCGGGCUCUCUUGGAGUUUGGCUUUGUUCGUAGUCAUGCUGAUCAUUCUCUCUUUAUAUGUCGUCGAUCGACGGGCAUCAUGGUUCUCAUUGUCUAUGUGGAUGAUAUUGUUUUGUCCGGUAGUGAUUCUGCUGGAAUGAGGGAGGUCAAAGAUUUUUUGAAGACCAAGUUUGAAAUCAAGGAUCUUGGUCCUCUUCGCUACUUCCUCGGAAUUGAAGUUGCUCGCUCAUCAUCCAAAUUGGUCUUGUCACAACAAAAAUAUGCGCUCGAUCUUCUCAUGGAGACCGGCAUGUUAGGGUGCAAGCCUGCUACCACUCCCAUGGAUACUUCACAGAAGCUUCGACCAGAUGAUGUUCUUCUCCUUACUGAUCCCGAGAUGUAUCGACGACUUGUAGGUCGGCUUAUUUACCUGACUAUUACUCGCCCAGAUCUCUCAUUUGCAGUGGAGGUUGUUAGCCAAUUCAUGCAAGCUCCCUGUACUUCUCAUCUCACGGCUGUCUACCGCAUACUUUGGUAUUUAAAAUCAACCCCGGGUCUUGGCCUCUACUUUCAGUUGCAUGGUCAUCUUCAUCUUUCUAGCUAUUCCGAUGCUGAUUGUACAGGUAGUACUUUUGAUCGCCGCUCUACAUCCGGCUUCUGUACCUUCCUAGGUGGCAAUCUUAUAACCUGGAAGAGCAAAAAGCAGCCAGUUGUUGCCCGGUCCUCGGCUGAAGCUGAAUAUCGUGCUAUGGCUCAUGCGACAUGUGAACUUAUGUGGCUUCGCAAUCUUCUUGAAGAACUUGGCUAUCCUCCUUCGGGUCCUAUUCCUCUUAACUGUGACAAUCAAGCGGCCAUCCAUAUUGCUCGUAACCCAAUUUUCCACAAGCGAACCAAGCAUAUUGAGGUUGACUGUCACUUUAUUCGGGAGAAAGUCGCUUCUAAGGAAAUUGUCACUCCUUUUGUUCGAUCUGGGGAUCAACUUGCUGAUGUUCUUACAAAAUCCUUGAGUCGAGAUGCUCUUCAUCGUGUUCGUGACAAGUUGGGCAUGAUCAACAUCUAUGCUCCAACUUGAGG